Molecule: messenger RNA, 1029 nt
Organism: Tarenaya hassleriana
Lineage: Eukaryota; Viridiplantae; Streptophyta; Magnoliopsida; Brassicales; Cleomaceae
Product: transcription repressor OFP10
Exons: 2
Coding region: 243-986 (247 amino acids)
Biological process (GO): negative regulation of DNA-templated transcription
Source: RefSeq, a predicted model, not a curated record
UUUUUUUUUUUUUUUUUUUUUUUUUUUUUUUUUUAGACUUGCUGGCGCAUAUAUAUAGAAAUGUCUUAUUAGACCGAAGAAUAAGGCUUACUGUUUUCUGGGAUAUAGAACUGGACCCUUUUGUGCAGCUUUGGGGCCUUAAACGUGAAUCUCAGCUUCAGAAUCCACGUUACCCGGCGGAGGAGGAGGGAGUGGGAAAUCAUGACGCAGCCAGACAAACCAUUGUCUGAAAAGGAAACAAGAUGAAUCUGCGAAAAAGAAAAACUCAUCAAGUUGGUGCAUCUGCCAAGGCAACACUAUGCUGCUUCUCCAAGUCAUUUCUAUCCCUCUUAUCAAAAACCUUCCUCCUCCACCACCAACACCAACACCAAAGGCACAAGUUUUACCUCUCUCUCUCUCUUUCUCUCAAAAUGCCUCUGAAGAAGAAGAAUACACUGAAGACCAUAUUCACACCUGUGAUGAUCUGCGGCUGUGGCUGUGGUCCUACCCGCACCGGCUCGGAAUAUACUUCCACCUCCAACCCCAACCAAAAGCAAGAACCAAAACCCGAGAAAAAAAGAAUGGAUAAUCCGAAAUCCCUUUCGCCUCUUCACUCGCCCACUUCCCCAUUCUAUUCAUCUAAAGCCAGUCCCGACCUAGGACCUCCGGUUUCCCCAAGACUAUUACGCAGUCCCUGCCCGAAGAUCGACGAGAGUGUGGCCAUGGCAAAGGAAUCUGUCAACCCUUUUGAGGAUUUCAGGGCAUCGAUGAAGCAAAUGAUAGAGGAGAGGGAUAUCGAGUCAGAGGAUGAUCUGAAGGAGCUUCUGAGGUGUUUCUUGGACAUAAACCCUCCUCCUCAGCACAAUGUCGUCGUCCGUGCUUUCGUGGACGUUUGCUCCAGCUUCCGGCCACCUAAUGACCGCCGUGGUAAAUCUCUGGGGAGAUUGCUUCGUCUUUAUGUCAAUCCGGUCGAUGAUUCUCACCAGGCUCUUAAUAUUAUAAGAUGAUGAUUUAAGUGAUUGGAACUCAAAAGAGUGAAAGCCGGUACAA